AUCCCGCCCUUGGCCAUCCCUCUCUCCCUUCGGCUGCUCCUAAAUUAAGCGAACCUGCUUCUGCCAAGCUCGCCCAUUCGCUCACUUGAUAUAAUAUAUAUAUAUAUUUUGACAUUCCUUUGAAGAAAUUAUUUGAGUCUCCCCUUUGAACGGAACUCGCACCACACAUCGGCACAAGCAAACCGGAACGAAGGUCCGACGAGCCAGAAAGUAGCACGAUGCAUUUGCCCGAUAACCUGUCCUCCACCAGGAGUCUGUGUAUAGCAGCCCUCUACGCCACUGCAACUCUAGCCUCCAUCACUCCACCUCCCGGCUUCCCGGCCUCUGUCCAGCCGCAACAGGCCCCAGGCACGCCGGCCUCCACCCCGCCUCCAGUCAAACCUCAAGCUGUUGGCACGCCUCCCCCUCCUGCUCCUAUCCCACCCGCAAAUCUUCCCUGCGUCGCUCAGAAUCUAACCGCUGACACCUGGAACCGGCUGCAAAUUGACAAGUAUCUGGCCACUUAUCCCGGCGGUCAGAGUCUCACACUAUCACAAUAUGCAGACUCGAAAGGCGCCCAAAACUUCCGCUGCGGGAUCGAGGAAUUCUGCUCGAGUGGUCAGAUAUGUAAUCCGGUGCCUGCGCCCGAUUGGUACGUCCUCCUCGCCGCCCAGGAAUGGAACAAUUGCAUGAACUCGGUCUUCAAGGCCGUCCAUUUCGCUGUCAACACCGUCCAAGGUACGCUUGCGCUCAUGGUCACCGGAUUAGCCGAGCAAAACAUCCACGCCCACGAGAUCGCCUUCGGCGUCGGAGCGUUAACAUCUCUGCUAGCAUCGGCGGCCGCAAUCGUCGGCCUUGCCGCCGCCACGCUCUUCCUCGCCGGGUUUGUGUUUGCGUUGGCUCCGAUCGCCCUGGGUGCCGGAGCGGUCGCGUUGGUCUCAACUCAAGUGGCUCCUCUGGCCUUUGGAGCAAGUUCUCUGUUAGCCAACAAGCCCGAAGACAAGAAAAGCUUCAUCAAGUGGGCUUCAGUCGGUAACAUGUUCUCGCAAUGGGAGAUCCACAUGCAAUCCAUGAUCACCAACACCACCCAAACGGUCAUCAACUCUCCGAUCAGCUCGAACGCCGGAAUCAGCUCCGUCCUCCGAAACGGCGUCUUCUUGUUCGACACCCAAACCAAGUCCACCUCCGAGCUCCAAAUCGACUACGAAACCGUCCUGCAAGCUAGGUCCCUUAACUUGGUCCUCCGAGCUAUGGGUGCCUUUGUGACCAGAGGCAGUGACAAAUGCAAUUCGAAAGGCCCCAACGGAGCCUGGGGCGACGAAGGAACGCUGUCGUACUGCGGCCCAGACAAAGUAAUGAUGAACAUCGUGCUGGCGCAUGGCGAUAAGACUAAGAACAAGAUCCAGAACGCCAAAUAUAUCGCGACCAAAUUUGGAUUCACUACCGAAUAUAUCGUCACCCAAUCGUGGAACUGUCAGCAGAAAUACCAGCAGUUCGAGUUCGAUCCGUACCGUGAUGCGCCGUUGCCCUCGGAUGCCAAUGCGGACUGUGUGAUGAACCUGCCUGUUUGCGACCUGACUGACCAGAGAAUCGACCAAGCCCGUCACGGAAAACACCACCACACGACCAAGGCUUGCAGGACCCAGGGCGGCCUCCCUAUCUGAUCGACCACUGACAUUCUCACCCCUCUUGCACACUCUUCUUCGCGUCCAAUCCUCCCUCCCUUUCGAGGUCGACGAGCAUUCCUCAUUUAUAUUCAUAUAUAUAUAUAUAUAUAUAUAUAUGUCCUUGUUAAUCUUUUCUUGUCUUCUCCUUCUCCUGUUGCUUUGCUAUUCUUCUUCUUCUUCUUCUUCUCCUUCUUCUGCUUUGUUUU
Molecule: messenger RNA, 1852 nt
Organism: Puccinia graminis f. sp. tritici CRL 75-36-700-3
Lineage: Eukaryota; Fungi; Basidiomycota; Pucciniomycetes; Pucciniales; Pucciniaceae
Exons: 10
Coding region: 219-1643 (474 amino acids)
Source: RefSeq, a predicted model, not a curated record